GCGCCUGCAAACAAAAAACGCAGCGCCGUCAUCAUGAGUGGCUGCCCGAACGCCACCACCGCUUGCGCUGCGCCGUGGGCCACCGCUCCGCCGGCGCCCCAGAGCGAGUUGAGUUUAUUGCUGGCCUUGGUGAACCUGGUAACUCACCUGCCCUUCACUGACCUGCCGGUCCUUCGAGACUACCAGCUGGGCCCGCUGCGGCAGGAGUACGACUACGUCAUCGUGGGCGGCGGCUCUGCGGGCUCCGUGAUCGCCAACCGGCUCUCCGCGAACGCGAGCGUCACGGUGCUGCUUCUAGAAGCCGGAGGACUGGAGACGCCCUCGCGGCAGAUCCCGGCUGCCGCGCCGUUCAACCUCAGGGGUCACGACGAUUGGGACUACUGGACCGUUCCGCAAAGGAACGCCGCGUUCGCUUAUCGCGACCAGCGGCUGUCCCUCUCCCGCGGCAAGGUGCUCGGCGGCAGCAGCGUUCUGAACUUCAUGGCUUAUACCCGCGGAAACCCGAAAGACUACGACCGGUGGGCCAGCAAGUACGGCGCCAAGGGCUGGUCGUACGAGGAGGUCUUGCCACACUUCAAGGACAUCGAAGACUACCGCGUGGGGACGCCAGACCAGUACCAUGGAACAGGCGGCGAAGUACCAGUGAAUUACGCCAAUACCAGCACGCGCCUCAGUCAGCUUCUUGUGGAGGCGUGCAAGCAGUCGAGUUACCCCUACGUCGACUUCAAUGGCGCCACGCAGUCAGGCUGCUCUCGCAUGCAGACGAAUGUGGCGGACGGCGAGCGCUACAGCGCCAGCAAAGCUUUCAUACGGCCCAUCGUCGGGGCACGCAAGAACCUGCACGUGGCACUAUUCAGCCAGGUCACAAAGGUGAACUUCAAAGGGAAGCGCGCCAUGGGCGUGUCGUUCACGAGGUACGGGCAGCCGCAGAGCGUAUCGGCAAGGCGAGAGGUCAUCCUAUCUGCAGGAACCGUUGGCUCCACUCAGCUGUUACUUCUCUCCGGCGUGGGGCCCAAAGAGCAGCUGGAGAGGCUGAAGAUUCCCGUGGUCGCCGACCUUCCGGUGGGACGUAACCUGCAGGACCACCCAGCUAUCAUGUUGGGGUUUCCCAUCAGUACAGACGUGGAUGCCGGCAUUGAACCCUUCAGCCUGGACGACAUAGCGCAAUACGCCAGCAACAGAACCGGUACGAUAUCCAUACCCAUCGGCUGCGAGUUCGUGCAGUUCUUGCACACCGACUAUUCGACGGAUCCCGACGUCCCGGACGUCGAAAUUGCGCUGAUUUCUACCUCCCCAUCAAGUCAACUACUCAAGGAUUCAAUGGCAGAACUCGGCCUACUGCCAGAGGCUUUCGACGGCCUUAUUGGACCCAUAAACGGUCGGCCCGGCUUUCGUGUGGUGUCGAUUUUGAACCGGCCAAAAUCGCGAGGCUCCAUUUCCUUGCGCUCAGCAGAUCCCAACGACUACCCAGAUAUAGACCCAAACAUCCUCGAGCACCCUGACGACCUCAUGGCGGUAACUCAAGGCACAAAAACUUUCAUCGACCGGGUGCUGAAUACGGAUGCUAUGAGAAGCAUCGGUGCCAAGCCGUGGAACGUCACGUUUCCUCCGUGCGCCGGGGCAGGAGCACGGUGGAGUCGACAGUACAUCGAGUGCGUCUUCCGGCACGGCGCUCAAACGGUGUGGCAUCUCUGCUGCACCAUGGCCAUGGGAACGCACCCGGAGGCAGUGCUUGACGAACGUCUCCGGGUCCGAGGCGGCUUGACUGGCUUGCGCGUGGCUGACGCUUCAGUGAUGCCCGACAUCAUAACUGGUCACACAAGCGCACCAAGCAUGAUGAUUGGCAGCAAGGCGGCAGCGAUUAUCAUAGAGGACCACAUGGCAUCUUAAUGAGAUGAAACAGUGCUGGCAUCGGCCCAGGACGACGGCUGAGGAGCAACGUCCGCAGCUUACGGAAGAUCUGUCGACGUUGGUGCACCACUGUGUGUGCGUACACAUGCGUGAAAUAAUGAAAUAAAAAUUAAUUUAGAAACCAUGA
Dermacentor albipictus is the source of this 2038-nucleotide messenger RNA. The record is from RefSeq and is a predicted model, not a curated record. NCBI's taxonomy places the organism in Eukaryota, Metazoa, Arthropoda, Arachnida, Ixodida, Ixodidae.